AUGGACCUCGAGCCAGAUUCGACGUCCAUCACCGUUACGAGGGAGGUAACGGCAGCAAGCGACGAGGACCUGCCAUCACGAAAGAAGAAGUCAGAAACCUCAAACCAGAACGUAGAGGCAGAGCUUCGCGUGGUCACCGCUGAGCUGGAAGCAGUCAAGAGCGAUCAACAGUCUGUCAAAGGAGAGCUACAAGCGAUGAAAGAACGCGUGGAGGACGAAAGCGCCAAGACGAACGAAAGCCUCGUAGCAAUCGCGGUAGUGGCUGCGAUGCGGAACAGCCCAAGUGCGUCAUAUGCGGACGUCGCGCGAAGCGGCUUAGGCGGGCAAGGUCGCGACUCGCGGGUAGCUACGCCGGGCAACGCAACUCUGGCGAGCCGCAGCGACACUCUAUUCUGUACGAUCGACACAUCAAGAGUUGAAGAAGGCAGCGACAAGCCCAACGCAGGUCGGAUCCGGGCUGCGGUGGAGAAGGAAAUGCGCGCUAUAGACGGACAGAGUAGCUGGCGCUGUCGGGCCAUCACAGUAGACCCAAGGAAUGCGGAUAGGAUCCGGAUCAUUUGUCGCGACGAUGCUGAACAUAGGCUUGUCAAGCAGAUCUCGGAGAAGAGCUUCGGUCCCGGCACACGAGUUCUACAGGACGAACUCUACCCCGUGAAGAUCGAUAACGUGAAGAGAACCGAGAUACCGGACGAGAAGGGUAAUGUCAGGGCUGAAGCGGCAGAGGCACUUAGCCGAGAAAACGAGACCAACGUUGCCAAGAUAUCUUGGCUGAGCAAGAAAGACAUGCCCAAGGCGUAUGGGUCCAUGGUCGUGUUCGUGACCAAGACCAGUGAUGCGCGUAGACUGAUCUCUGAGAGCUUCUUCCACGUUGGAGGACAGUCCGGCACGACGAUGGCAUUUGAGCGGCGGCCACGUCCUCAACAGUGCUAUAACUGCCAGCAGAUCACCAGGCACAAGGCGUACCAGUGCGUGAACCCCCAGGUGUGUGGACGAUGUGCCAAGGUCGGCCACCACCACAGUGAAUGCAGUGAGACGAUCGUGACAUGCGUGCCUUGUGGCGAACCGCACGAGUCGUUCAGCAAGAAUUGUCCGAAGCUGUAUCCGCGUUCCCAUGAGUAA
Messenger RNA from Colletotrichum tamarilloi, 1119 nucleotides. RefSeq lists its product as uncharacterized. The record is from RefSeq and is a predicted model, not a curated record. Lineage: Eukaryota; Fungi; Ascomycota; Sordariomycetes; Glomerellales; Glomerellaceae. The coding region runs from base 1 to 1119 and encodes 372 amino acids. The transcript is spliced from 2 exons.